This is a messenger RNA of Cercopithifilaria johnstoni, 819 nucleotides long. Lineage: Eukaryota; Metazoa; Nematoda; Chromadorea; Rhabditida; Onchocercidae. The record is from the annotation of a GenBank genome assembly.
AUGCUCGCUAAAUCACUCGUUGCACCGUUGGAAAGAGCGAAGAUUCAUUUUCAAGUAUCAUCAGCAACUCGCUAUUCUCUAAUUGGAGCUGUAAAAUUUUUGAAAUUAUCAUAUCAAGAAUAUGGAUUACUUUCACUUUGGCGUGGUAAUUCAGCAACACUAUUCCGUGUGAUACCAUAUGCUGCUAUCCAAUUUGCAUCAUAUGAACAAUAUAAAUCAAUAUUUCGCGUUGAUCACAAUGGAAAGCAUACACCUGUACGACGAUUUUUGGCUGGUUCAUUGAGUGGUAUUACUUCCACCCUAUUUCUUUAUCCAUUAGAUACAGCACGAACUCGACUUAUUUCAUCGAAACACACCGAAUAUACCAAUCUUCGAUCCAUUUUUUAUAAAAUGUAUACCAUAGAAGGAAUUCGGUCAUUCUAUUACGGAAUAAUACCAUCUUUGUUUGGUAUUAUGGUUUAUUCCGGUAGCAGUUUCUAUACAUUUGGCACACUUAAACUUCUUCAUCGAGAAUAUUGGAAUGAACCAAUAUCACCUUAUCAUCGACUCAUUUAUGGUGCAAUUUCGGGUGCAGUUGGUCAAUUUAUUUCAUAUCCUAUAGAUAUUGUCCGUCGGCGAAUGCAAACGGGUCGAGUACCACUAAAUCAUUAUGCAUUUCAUGUACUCCAAGAUAUUUAUCGUAAAGAAGGAAUUUGGAAUGGUUUAUAUAAAGGAAUUAGCAUGAAUUGGAUUAAGGGACCCAUAACAGUAUCCAUCAGUUUCACUAUUUACGAUUAUACAUUUUUGUAUUUGCUAGAAAAAUUACAGACGAAAUCAUGA